GAAGAAGACAACCCUCCAGACUCCAGAGGCACAAACAGAAGCAAAGCAAUUGCUGCUAUGUGACCAGCUGGGUGCUGCUACUCUCAGAGAUAAAUCCUUCCAAACACAAAACCCAUUUCUGUUGCUACAAACAUGAGGAUGCGGCCCAGAUUUCUUGCACCUUAUUCUACCACUAUAGUGAUAUUUUCCAGACCAAGUUUGUGUCGAUUUGAUUUCUAAGCCUCCCUAAAACUUCACCUGGAAAAAGUUGAACACUAACUCGCCUUUUAAAUCGCUGCUGGGAGAUUUUCUCUCUAUAACCUACGGAUUAUUGUGAUUUAAUCCCUAAAACUUCUGUGAUUUUUCCGACCUGUAUUCAGAUUCAAAUUUUUUGAGGAUGUUGGACCCAAAGAAGAAGAUAGCCAUCAGUUGAUAAGGAAACGGUGAAAUACCCUUAUCAGACAUCACUAGUUGAAUUUCACCAUGGUGAGGAAGAAGAGAAAUCAAAAUCCUGGCGGAGGUGAAUGCUCUCAGCCUCAGGAAGGCGGUGGGGGGAGUGAUCAAUCUUCCCAGAGGAGUUCACCCGCACCUGCACCUGCACCAGCACCACAACAAUACUAUGAAGGAGGAAGAGGAGGAGGACCAGGUGGUUAUCAAGGUGGAGGAGGAGGAGGACCAGGCGGUUACCAAGGUGGGGGAGGAGGACCUGGAGGUUACCAAGGUGGAAGAGCCUGGGCGCAACAAGGACCACAGGGGGGACAGAGAGGCUAUGGUGGUGGUGGCGGCGGCCGUGGCCGUGGGAUGCCACCACAGCAGCAAUAUGGUUAUGGUGGGCCCUCUACCUCGCCCUCACAGGCCCCUGAAUUCCGAGGUAGAUCCCGGGGUGGUCAGGGAGGAGGAGGUCGUGGAGGAACUGGCAGCAGUGGAAGUGGUCGUGGCCGUUGGGGAGGAGGACCUUCUUUUGGUGGUGGCUCAGCGAGACCAUCGGUUCCCGACCUGCACCAAGCGACCUCUGCUCCGUAUGUUGCUGGGGUCACUCCUCAAGCCACAGGCCCUGCACCCUCCUCAUCCUAUGAGCCUCAACCUUCAGUAUUGGUGGAGCCUUUGCACCAGAUGACCAUCCAGCAAGAAGGUGUUCCUGCUCCUGCUCCUGGCAAUACAAUUCAACCCAUUCCGGCCUCGAGUAAGUCAGUGAGGUUCCCUCUUCGCCCUGGCAAAGGCACCACUGGCAUAAAAUGUAUAGUCAAGGCAAACCACUUCUUCGCUGAAUUGCCCGACAAAGAUUUGCACCAGUAUGAUGUUACAAUUACACCUGAUAUUGCAUCGCGGAGGUUGAAUCGGGCUGUGAUGAAGCGGUUGGUGGAUUUAUACAGAGAAUCCCAUCUUGGAAAUCGGCUACCUGCCUAUGAUGGGCGCAAAAGUUUGUAUACUGCUGGCCCUCUCCCCUUCUCAUCGAAGGACUUCAGGAUUGCCCUUAUGGAUGAUGAUGAUGGAUCAGGCGGGCAAAGGAGGGAGAGAGAAUUUAAAGUGGUUAUCAAAUUUGCUGCACGUGCUGACCUGCACCAUCUAGAACUCUUUCUGAUGGGGAGGCAGUCUGAGGCUCCUCAGGAAGCCCUGCAGGUUCUUGACAUUGUUCUGCGUGAACUGCCUACUGCCAGUUACUAUCCUGUUGCGCGUUCGUUUUAUUCCCCUGACCUGGGUAGAAGGCAGUCACUCGGUGAGGGUUUGGAAAGUUGGCGCGGAUUCUAUCAAAGUAUUCGUCCAACACAGAUGGGGCUAUCUCUAAAUAUUGACAUGUCAUCUACUGCUUUCAUUGAGCCACUUCCGGUCAUUGAGUUUGUCAAUGAGCUGCUCAACCGAGACAUUUCAUCUAGACCAUUGUCUGAUGCUGAUCGUGUGAAGAUAAAGAAGGCUCUGCGAGGAAUAAAGGUUGAAGUUACGCACCGUGGAAAUAUGCGCAGAAAAUAUCGCAUAUCUGGUUUGACAUCCCAGGCAACAAGAGAACUGACCUUCCCACUCGAUCAGCAAAAUACUAUGAAAUCAGUUGUUGAGUACUUUCAUGAAACCUAUGGCUUCAUCAUUAAGCAUACCCAGCUGCCUUGCCUACAAGUGGGAAAUCAACAAAGGUCAAAUUAUUUGCCCAUGGAGGUUUGUAAAAUUGUUGAGGGUCAGAGGUACUCCCGGAGGCUGAAUGAGAGACAGAUUACUGCUUUGCUUAAAGUGACCUGUCAGCGUCCUUACGAAAGGGAACACGACAUUAUGCAGACAGUUCGUCAAAAUGCUUACCACGAAGAUCCUUAUGCUCAGGAGUUUGGUAUUAAAAUCAGCGAGAAUCUCACUUUGGUUGAAGCUCGCAUCCUUCCUGCGCCCAGGCUUAAAUAUCAUGAUACAGGCAGAGAAAAGGAUUGCUUGCCUCGAGUUGGACAGUGGAACAUGAUGAAUAAGAAAAUGGUUAAUGGCGGCAGAGUCAACAAUUGGAUGUGCAUAAAUUUUUCGUGGAGUGUGCAAGAUGCUGCUGCCCGUCGGUUCUGCCAAGAACUUGCUCAAAUGUGUAACGUUUCUGGCAUGGAUUUCAAUCCUGAACCAGUACUUCCACCUAUUACCGCUCGUCCAGAUCAGGUGGAGCGGGCUCUGAAAACUCGCUACCAAGAAGCAAUGACCAAACUUCAGGGCCAGGAGAUUGAGCUGCUUAUUGCUAUCUUGCCUGAUAAUAAUGGCUCUCUUUAUGGUGAUUUGAAACGAAUAUGUGAGACAGAUCUUGGCAUUGUUUCCCAGUGUUGUUUAACAAAACACGUCUUUAAGACAAAUAAGCAACAGUAUAUGGCAAAUGUAACUUUGAAGAUUAAUGUGAAGGUUGGGGGGAGGAAUACAGUGCUAGUUGAUGCUCUGUCAAGGCGAAUUCCUUUAGUCAGUGAUCGACCUACUAUCAUUUUUGGUGCUGAUGUCACCCAUCCUCAUCCUGGAGAGGAUUCAAGUCCAUCAAUUGCAGCUGUUGUGGCGUCUCAAGACUGGCCUGAAAUUACAAAAUAUGCUGGUUUGGUUUCCGCUCAAACCCACCGACAGGAACUCAUACAAGAUUUAUUCAAAACAUGGCAGGAUCCAACAAGAGGGACAAUGUCUGGUGGCAUGAUCAAGGAAUUGCUCAUAUCUUUCCGUAGAUCAACUGGGCAGAAACCUCAACGCAUCAUAUUUUACAGGGAUGGUGUCAGUGAAGGGCAGUUCUAUCAAGUUUUGCUGUAUGAACUUGAUGCCAUUCGUAAGGCAUGUGCCUCUUUGGAGCCAGACUAUCAGCCUCCAGUGACUUUUGUUGUGGUUCAGAAGCGCCAUCAUACCAGAUUGUUUGCCAACCACCAUAAUGACCUGAAAACAGUUGACAAAAGUGGGAAUAUAUUACCUGGUACUGUCGUAGACUCAAAGAUUUGUCAUCCAACUGAAUUUGAUUUCUACUUAUGCAGCCAUGCUGGAAUUCAGGGCACUAGCCGUCCAGCUCAUUACCAUGUGCUGUGGGAUGAAAACAAAUUUUCAGCUGAUGGAUUGCAGACCCUUACAAAUAACCUUUGCUACACAUAUGCGAGGUGCACCCGUUCUGUUUCCGUGGUGCCCCCUGCGUAUUAUGCCCAUCUUGCUGCAUUUCGAGCCCGUUUCUAUAUGGAACCACAAACGUCGGAAGGGGGGUCAGUGACAAGUGGUGCUAAUGCUGGACGUGGAUUUGGGGGUGGUGGAGGAUCAGUUGGACGGGGCACGCGAGCAGCAAGUGCAAAUGCUGCAGUGAGGCCCUUACCUGCUCUGAAGGAGAAUGUGAAGAGGGUUAUGUUCUACUGUUAGGGGAGGAAUAAUCUGUCCUGGUCCCUGGUAAUAAUUGACAUUUGACGAUGUAGUCAUUAAGUUAAACAGUAAGAUUGUGAUCUGGUAUUUUGAUACACGAGAGAGAUGCUUCCCAAAUCAUAUGGUUUUGGUUUGGGGUUUGGCAAUAAACAAUGUAUUUGUUGUUGAACCUGGUGCCACUGCACUACCACCAAUGCAGAUAUUGGGAAAACUUUUCCCCCCAAUAAUAAUAAUAAUGUGGAAUGAGUAAUGCUAAGAA
Pyrus x bretschneideri (Chinese white pear) is the source of this 4063-nucleotide messenger RNA. Its product is annotated as protein argonaute 1. The record is from RefSeq and is a predicted model, not a curated record. Gene Ontology annotation, cellular component: cytoplasm. Gene Ontology annotation, molecular function: RNA binding; protein binding. Bases 463 to 3804 code for a protein of 1113 amino acids. Gene Ontology annotation, biological process: regulatory ncRNA-mediated post-transcriptional gene silencing. Lineage: Eukaryota; Viridiplantae; Streptophyta; Magnoliopsida; Rosales; Rosaceae. The transcript is spliced from 23 exons.